CUCUCCUUCCCCAGAAGAAAUCAAACCCCAACAACUCCAGAAGAGAGAGAGAGAGAGAGAGAGCCCUAGCCGCCCCCAGAAACCCUAACCCUAAUUUUGAGUCACAAUCCGAAACUCUGUUUCAAGAAUCUGUUUGUUUGUUGGUUUUCCGAUCACGUUACAAUAGCUCCUUUUAGAGAUCCCCUAAUAUUUUCGAAAUUUCGAGAUCGAACAAGUUUGUGAAUGGUGGAAAUCUUAAGCGUCAGUAAUUUCAUGCGCUCGAUUGCACAAUCGAGGGCGAGCGCUGCUAUUCUCCCUGUUUCUGCCGCCUCUGCUUUCUCCUUCGGCUCCUGCAAGGAAGGCUGGUACUACCGCUGCCUCGGCGUCGACCCCUGAAUCAUUCAUUCACCUCCUCCAAUUCCUUCAUCUUUUUCCUCCAUAUUUCGAUUUCGAUUCAUUUUCGAGUAUUUUUUUUUGUUUGAUCAAAAUAACGAGGGAAUUGCGAUUUUUGUAAAUUCGGAUUGGAAUUUUUGGUUGGUAUUGAUUUGAUUCGGACGAAGAUGUUGCUGUACAAGCAGAAGAAGAGUCCCAAGGGCAACAGGUUCCUGAUCAGCAUCACUGUGCUGGGCAGUGCCGGCCCGAUCCGAUUCGUUGUCAACGAGGAGGCGCUUGUUGCUGCGGUCAUCGACACCGCCUUGAAAUCCUAUGCUCGUGAAGGUCGCCUUCCCAUUCUCGGCUCCGAUCUCAAUGAGUUCAUGCUCUACUGCCCCACUGCUGGACCUGAUGCUCUGAGUCCAUGGGACACAAUUGGAUCGCAAGGAGCUCGGAACUUUAUGCUAUGCAAGAAGCCUCAGCCGGUGAAAAUGGCCGACAGUGAAAUACCGGCAGCUGCAAUUUCUCGCAAGGGGAGUGGGAGCUGGAAGGCAUGGAUCAACAAGUCCCUCAACCUCAAAAUCUCUUCCCAUUGAGUUUAAUGGGUUAGGCAAUUUCUAUUGUUUUUGUUUCCAGCAAUUUGUGUCCCUUCAAUAGUAAUAGAGUCAGUCAGUCACAUGUGCUUUCGACUGUGCUCUAUUUUGAAGUUUUGUUUUCGAAUAAAUUUGCCAUUGGUGUGUUUGUUCUCUUUCUCUAUGAAAUAAUAUCUUUCAAUUUCUUUGCCUGAAA
Messenger RNA from Rosa rugosa (rugosa rose), 1140 nucleotides. RefSeq lists its product as uncharacterized. The record is from RefSeq and is a predicted model, not a curated record. Lineage: Eukaryota; Viridiplantae; Streptophyta; Magnoliopsida; Rosales; Rosaceae. The transcript has 2 exons. The coding region runs from base 540 to 947 and encodes 135 amino acids.